Molecule: messenger RNA, 430 nt
Organism: Vigna angularis (adzuki bean)
Lineage: Eukaryota; Viridiplantae; Streptophyta; Magnoliopsida; Fabales; Fabaceae
Exons: 2
Coding region: 31-402 (123 amino acids)
Source: RefSeq, a predicted model, not a curated record
GUAAGAAACACAACGAAUGAAGGAGUGGAAAUGGAGUCUUGUUUUUGUGGUAUCAAAACCCUCUCCUUCGCUCUCUCUUUUCACCCUUCAAUCUUUCAUCCAUCAAUUUGCAACCUUUUCAUUUUGCACCAAAUUGCAUCAUACUCGUGUGACAACACGCAUAAGGAACAAGCUCUUGAAAACGCCCUCUCUGUCGCUGACCCAUCACUCUCUUACUCUCUCAGCCAGCGUCACGACCUUGAAGUUGCUCCGAUUUUCUCCAAAAUUCAUACUUAUAAUUGUGUCUUCGGUGGCCAACCCUCAUCUUUUUUUCAGGCUGCUUCGGGAGUUCCUAAACCCUUAAAGAUCCCUUCUGCAUGUGGUUGGAGUGUGCUGCGUGCAACCAAGGAGAGGGAAGAAUAAAAGAGAGCGAGAGAAAAUGAGAUGCGAG